AUGGGUAAUCUUCUAGGGAGAGAAGUUAUGCCGUCAGAUCUCUUGUGUUGUGAGGUUGUGUCGGGUAACCUUCGGGGAAGGUUAGGCCGCCAGAUCUCUUUUGUGUGUGAGGUUGUGUUGGGUAACCUUCGGGGAAGGAUAUGCCAACAGAUCUCUUUUCUGUGUAAGAUUGUGAUGGGUGAUCCUUCGGGGAAGGUUAUGCCGUCAGAUCUUCAUGGCUAUGCCGCUAAACCUCGAGUGCAUGCUAACAUGGUGGUGCGUAAGGCCCAUAUGUUGAGUAUGACUCCGAUGUGGAAAGAUCACGGACGGCUGAGCCGCCAGAUCUUUCAAGGUUCUUGUGUGUACUCUUCCGAGGCAAGGGAAGCUCUGCCGCAGAACCGGUGGUAUGAGGCAUAG
Molecule: messenger RNA, 396 nt
Organism: Microthlaspi erraticum
Lineage: Eukaryota; Viridiplantae; Streptophyta; Magnoliopsida; Brassicales; Brassicaceae
Source: the annotation of a GenBank genome assembly